Phytophthora infestans T30-4 is the source of this 225-nucleotide messenger RNA. Its product is annotated as glycoside hydrolase-like protein. Bases 1 to 225 code for a protein of 74 amino acids. The transcript has a single exon. NCBI's taxonomy places the organism in Eukaryota, Oomycota, Peronosporomycetes, Peronosporales, Peronosporaceae. The record is from RefSeq and is a predicted model, not a curated record.
AUGACCCAAAUCUACAUCAACCAGCUCCUCACAGAGGACAACAAGGUUGACGACGACAAGGUGCGCGCGUACACCAAGAUGCGCGUCGGCUCGUACCUCACCAGUCCGUUCAACAACGGGCCCGUGAACGGCACGUACAUGUGGACCGCCGACGAGUGGCGUGAAGUCAUCACGAGGAUCCAGGAGAUCACGAUGGAGGAGAAUGGUGGUCACCCGAUGGUGUAA